AUGCAGACCAUGCCGGAUGUGCGUCAGCAGUCCUUUGACGAGAUCUAUGGCCCGCCGGAGAACUUCCUAGAGAUCGAGGUCCGCAACCCGCGCACGCACGGCAUCGGCCGGCACAUGUAUACGGACUACGAGAUCGUGUGCCGGACCAACAUCCCCGCCUUCAAGCUGCGGCAGAGCAGCGUGCGCCGUCGCUACUCGGACUUCGAGUACUUCCGCGACAUCCUGGAGCGCGAGAGCGCGCGCGUCACCAUCCCGCCCCUGCCCGGAAAGGUGUUCACGAACCGCUUCAGUGACGAUGUCAUCGAGGGCCGCAGGGCCGGGCUCGAGAAGUUCCUGAAGAUCGUCGUCGGCCACCCGCUGCUGCAGACGGGCAGCAAGGUGCUCGCUGCUUUUGUGCAAGGUAAGCUGAACGGUAUAGAAGUCGGUGAUGGGGGCCUCCUGAGCUGA
This is a messenger RNA of Phaeoacremonium minimum UCRPA7, 447 nucleotides long. Its product is annotated as putative sorting nexin-3 protein. Gene Ontology annotation, cellular component: early endosome membrane; retromer complex. Gene Ontology annotation, molecular function: phosphatidylinositol-3-phosphate binding. Gene Ontology annotation, biological process: endocytic recycling; late endosome to Golgi transport. NCBI's taxonomy places the organism in Eukaryota, Fungi, Ascomycota, Sordariomycetes, Togniniales, Togniniaceae. The record is from RefSeq and is a predicted model, not a curated record. The transcript is spliced from 2 exons. The coding region runs from base 1 to 447 and encodes 148 amino acids.